UUCAGUUUAAUAUCUCUAAAUGCAGUUAAGAUGAAAUAUAGCCAGCCAAAGCUUGAACUGUAUAGUCUAUACAGAGCACUGAAGAAAACUGCUAUAUGGAUCAUUGGAGUAAAGAAUCUUGUUAUAGAGGUUGAUGCCACUGCCAUCAAGAGAAUAAUCAACAAUCUAGAUAUAAAUCCAAGCAUAGUGAUUAAUCACUGA
Guyanagaster necrorhizus is the source of this 201-nucleotide messenger RNA. RefSeq lists its product as uncharacterized. The record is from RefSeq and is a predicted model, not a curated record. The transcript has a single exon. The annotation marks the transcript as partial. Lineage: Eukaryota; Fungi; Basidiomycota; Agaricomycetes; Agaricales; Physalacriaceae.